CCGCUUCCGUCUUCUCCCUCCUCCCGCUUGCUAUAUCAGUCGCCACCACAGCGGCCGCUGCUGGGCGCGGAGUCGGCUGGUCGGUUGGUGUGUCUCUCAACGUCGGCGUCCGUGCUGUUGAACUGCCCGCCAUGGCUGAGUUAGAUCCGUUCGGCGCCCACGCUAGCGGACCCGCGCUGGGGAACGGAGUGGCCGGCGAAGAGGACCCUGCCGCGGCCUUUUUGGCGCAGCAGGAGAGCGAGAUUGCGGGCAUCGAGAACGACGAGGCCUUCGCUAUCCUGGACGGCGGCGCCCCCGGGCCCCAGCCGCACGGAGAGCCGCCGGGGGGUCCGGGGGUUAAGAUUCUGUGCUGUCCUAGACUGCUUGAAUAUGCUGUUGAUGGAAUCAUGAAUGGCGAAUACUACCAGGAGAGUAAUGGGCCAACAGACAGUUAUGCAGCUAUUUCACAAGUGGAUCGAUUGCAGUCAGAGCCUGAAAGUAUCCGUAAAUGGAGAGAAGAGCAAACGGAACGCUUGGAAGCCCUUGAUGCCAAUUCUCGGAAGCAGGAAGCAGAGUGGAAAGAAAAAGCAAUAAAGGAGCUGGACGAGUGGUAUGCGAGGCAGGACGAGCAGCUACAGAAGACGAAAGCGAAUAACAGGGUGGCAGAUGAAGCUUUCUACAAACAACCCUUCGCUGACGUGAUUGGUUAUGUCACAAACAUAAACCAUCCUUGCUACAGCCUAGAACAGGCAGCAGAAGAAGCCUUUGUAAAUGACAUUGAAGAGUCGUCCCCAGGCACUGAGUGGGAGCGGGUGGCCCGGCUGUGUGACUUUAACCCCAAGUCCAGCAAGCAGGCCAAAGAUGUCUCCCGCAUGCGUUCUGUCCUCAUCUCCCUCAAGCAGGCCCCCCUGGUGCACUGAAGAGCCACCCUGUGGAAACACUACAUCUGCAAUAUCUUAAUCCUACUCAGUGAAGCUCUUCACGGUAAUUGGAUUAAUUAUGUUGAGUUCUUUUGGACCAAACCUUUUGUCUUUAGAGUUGAUCAUUGUUUGUGAUUGCAUGUUUCCUUCAACUGUGUUGUCCCUGGCAUUCAAAGAGGAGGGGAGGCGGCGGAGGAAGGGAGGGAAGCCUCCCAAUGGCAGCCUCAACCUAUGCUUUUGUGCAUUAUUCUGAGAAUAAAUUUCUGUUUCAGACAAUAAA
Messenger RNA from Kogia breviceps (pygmy sperm whale), 1179 nucleotides. The record is from RefSeq and is a predicted model, not a curated record. Lineage: Eukaryota; Metazoa; Chordata; Mammalia; Artiodactyla; Physeteridae.